AUGAGUAGUUCUGACUCCGACUUAUUGAAUAGUCCGGAGGAAACACCCAUUUUUCGUCGUGCUCAGAAUAGAUACUCAGUCAAGCGAAACCCUAAAUUUCGCGUACCUGAACUUCCACGAAAGCAGAAAUCUAAUUCACAACUAAACUUACAAAUACUAUCACAAGAAUCUGCUUCACAUAUUAACUCUCAGGAAAGACCCCAACGCGUGCGCUCAAAAUCUGAACCACCCGACCCAAGCCUUUCUGCACCUCUCCCGGGUUAUAGUAGUUCUUCGGUAAUUUCUCUAGAAUCUUCUAACUGUAGCAACUCCGACCGCGAUUUAUCGGUUCAGCCAAUAGUCAGCUUUCGUAAUCAAAGUGAUCAACCUACAACUUCUCGACCGUACAUCACCACCGCACAUCCAGAAACUAAUCGAAUCUGCAUACAACUAAACCCCAAGCUUUUGAAUUAUACCACUGUAAUCAAUACUGAUAACAGGAAAGUAGUCUUGCGCGAUAAUAGAAAAACCGUAAAAGCUUUCCGACACCGACCCUACGCUAGCCAACAGAACUUACAUACUUCAUCCUAUAAUAACAAUCAACCUAUUGAUUUAGAUAGUAUCCCACUUCCUCCAAAUCCACCUAUUGACAUCCCACCCACUCCGGAAUCAACAUUCGAAUCUAGGCCGCAAUCAGCAGUCCAAGAAAACGAUAUAAUGGACACAUCAGAUGGCCAUGUCGCCGACCGACUCGACUCUGUUUUUGACAAACUUUGUUUGUCAUCCUAUGCAACCAGACUCCCAGUUUUUUCUGGAGAAAGAGGAGGUGCAGGAUUAAUGCACUUCCUAGAAAAGUUCAAUGAAAUAGGAAAUAUAAUGGGUCUUACAGAAGAUAAAAUGGUACGUCUCCUCCCAGCUCAUUUAACGGGAGUGGCAAAGGCAGUUUUCGAAAACUUUCCAGAAGUAGAUAGACGUGACUGGCGCAAAGCAAUAAUCAAGCUAAAACAACACUUUUCAACCGACCAUUUUCUUGAUAUGGCUCGCGAAAAACUUAUGGAUAUGCGAAUGUAUCCUGGUGAAUCACCAGUAGUAUUCUCAAAUAGAAUACGGAAAGAAAUUUUAGACGCAUAUCCCGGCUCUAACUUAGCCGACAAAAGACAAUUCCUUCAAGGUAUGAUUUUUGCCAACGCCUUAUCAAAUCCAAUUAAACAACGGUUAAAACUUCUCGGUCCUUUACCCACUAACUAUGAACAACUCGUUCACGAUGCGGAAAGGAUGUGGAACCUCACAAAUACAGAAACUAACUCUUCGAGUAAUAAUCUUCUUAUAGCUAAAAUUGAUAAAGUGCUGAACGCUUUAACCCCACAUAAGCAAGCAAGUUCAUCUAGGACUCAGUACGACCGCCACCCAAGGCGAAGGUACCAAAAUAAACAGCGACCCCAGGGAAACAAACAAUUUAAUUCCUUCCGUAACAAUAAUUCCUACCGCUCAAGGAGUAGAACUCCUCCGCGCAAUACAGUGCGAUUUGCACCCCAGCCUAGAGAGCAAUACUCAGGGCAACAGCAACAGCGCUCUCGUAAAUUUUCACCUUUUCCCCGCCCUAGACAAAAUCAAAGGCGUACUCCAUCGCGCGAACGGAAUGUGCAACGUCCUCAGGCAUCGCGCCGCCAUGAGGUAAAUUCAAUUUCUCCGUGCAAUACCACGAAACUUCUCACACUCCGUACCCCUCUUUUUAUUGUGGCAAUCAUUGCGUUUUUAGCAACACCAGUAACCUCAUUCUCUUUAAAAUACCAACUAUGCGCAGCUGGAAAAUCGGGAUGGCCAGUGGCUUUUCCGGAUCCACUGACCUGCGUUGGUUCCCCCAAUGCUUCGGAUGUCUUAGUAACAUCUGCAGACGUUUAUGUUGAACGUACUGAACCACUCUUAAUUCCAGCUUUUCACUGCUUUAACAAAACCAGGAGAAUAUGCGCCUCCUCCUAUCUUCACAUUUCAUUCUCCGUUAACAGUGACGAAGAAUUUAUGACCUCAGUUGACCCCGCUCUCUGUCGAUCGUUAACAGAAAGUAAAAAGUAUCAAGGCAUUCCUUUGGAUCCUCUAUCACCCAACGUGUAUGGAUCUGAUAACCAAAUCCACUAUUCCUACCCAUGGUUUUUUGGCGAAAAGUGCACUCUCACUACCAAUGUAUAUUUUGAAAAAGGGGAAAUCGCAACUUUUGAUGGUAGUCACCUUAUUGGCCAGUUUGGAGAUAUGGCCCACUGCAACAUUGCAAAAAUGCAAUGUCUUAUCAGCCACGGAACGGUAAUAUGGAAGAAACCAUCUUCUAACCCACCUUUGUGCCGAUAUGUACAGGCAACCCAAGGAGUUGCUUACGUAACACCGACCCACAUAGUGCUCAACCAAAUCCAAUCAGCGUUCACAUAUAAGAAUAUAUCAUUUUCAAAUUCCCAAAAGAGCGCAUGGUGCUUAGACACCAACGCCCUUCCAAUGGAUAAUGGCGUGUUUAUAGUUCUACCAGAACUUCACGGUUACAAUCCGCGCACCAUUUUCAAAGACCACCCAGACGUGGUAGAUUCCAUUAAUCAACGACACUUCUACAAUUCACAAUUGAUACAGUUUGUGGAUACACUCACCCAAAUAGAUAAGGUAACGGAGAAAUCCUCAUCAACAACCACUCUAAAACGUAGAGCCGUGGACAAUGAAAAUGAAAACUUUCCUCAGAAUGGAGACCAGGCAUAUAACCCUUUCAAUCGCAAUAUCAAAAAGCUAUAUAGUUAUGCAACCAAGACUCUUCAAAAUAAACCAAUUCCAAAGGAAUUUUAUCAGGUAAGAGGACUAGGACCAGCAAAAAGGCGAGCUAACGUAAAAGCCACCAUAAGUCUCAAUAAUCAUAGAGCUUUAGCAACUUUCUUAAGAAAGCCUAAGCAAUCUGAUUUAGAACCAGACACUAAACAGUCCUCAUUCUACAGCAUGCAACCCAACAUGUCGCUAAAUGUUGCCCAACAUAUUGCCACCAAUCUAGAGCCAGAUUUCACUAUUGUGAACAAUGAUCAAUCUUUCGGUCAUGAGCAGCGCCAAGAUAACCACCAUGCCGAACUCAAUACUAAGAUGCAGUUUCUUAAAACGAAAAUGGAGGAAAUCAUUCAACAAGACUUCAACUUUUUGCUAGACCGCAUUUGCUCUCUUACAAAUUUCAAAAUUCAAACUAUAAAAAGUAUGUCACUUUUAAACCCAACCAAUGCGGCUCGUAUGCUCCUCAAUAGAGAGGACGUGUUUGCCCUCGUAGCUGGAGAUGUGCUCAUGGUAUCUAAAUGCAGAGAAGUAGUGGUAGACGAAAUCCUCCUUGACCAUAAUGUGGAUGGCACAUGCUACGCGUUCACACCUGCGCGAGUGGGGAAAGUUCAUUAUUUUAUCCAACCAGGAACGCGUGACCUUAUUGCCACUAGUCCACAAGCAGAUUGUAAUCAUUUGCCAUUCGGUAUCUAUAAUGAUGGCAACAAUCACUACAAGUCACCCUCCGGAUACACUCCAGUAUCAAGUAUUCAUUUGAAUCUACCCAACGGUUUCGUAAGCCAAGAUUUCAUCUUUAAUGCCCCACCGAUUUUCCAUUCAGACCUUGCGCGAAUUUCAACUGAUAUUUUCCUUAUCAAGAAUCGUUUAAAUACCGGACUUUACUCUUCUUCUUCACAUACGGCACCAUCAGGUCGUUCAGACCUGACGGCCGAAAAUAUGGAGAGUGAAAUACGGCAGUCACUAACAUUCCUCGAUAAGAAUGCAGGACAGAUAAUUCAGUCUCAAAAGAAUAAGAUACUACAGGCCCUAGGUUUGCAUAAAUUAGUCAAAACAAUCGUUCUCAUUACUAUAGGUAGUCUCAUACUGAUAGGAAUGACAAUAUUAUAUUGUCAAUCAUUUUGUAUGCGCACUAUUAUCAAUAAGAUUUUUAGAAUCUUAGCUAUAGCAAUAUCCUUUGUUUUUGCCUCAAUCUGCACAAAGCGAAAUUCUCGCACCCCACGCAAGGAUUCGGCAAACCCAAAUAGUAGUCAACCUCUUGUAACGGCUAAAAAGCAACGCCGAAAUGCUGACGACCCAACAGGUCGGGAAAGGAUGAGUGUCUCCAUACAACUUCCCCCAAUAGAUAUACCCCUGGAUAAUAUACCACUAUCUGCAAGUGAACCAUCAUCUCGCAAUCCAGCCGAGCGCAAGUCACACAAAUCUAAGUCACAGCAAUUCCAUGACUUCCUUCCAAGUGUCUCAUGCAUCCAAAAUAAGCACAGUAGUUCGAUGAUUUAUAUUCCGACUACACUUAACGGCAUGUCCAUAAUAGCUCUUUUGGAUACAGGCUCUGCCCUCACAAUCAUAUCAGAAGCAGUAGCUCGUAGAACGAAAGCCCAAGUCCAGCCCACGGCAACAACACAAGCUGUUGCAGCCAAUGGGACUACAAUAACAUUUUUAGGUGAAUCUCUCCUCACUUUACAAAUAGGCGACAAAAUAGCAGAAAUAAACUGUUCUGUUGUACCAGACGCAGCUUGUUCGUCUCCGUUCAUCCUUGGUAAUGACGUUAUACCCAAAUUUGCCCACAAUUUAUCGAUCAAUUAUCAAAAUAAUACCAUUCUAUUUGAUAAAACAACCGUACCAAUCAUAACCAAAGAUAAUAAUAAUAGUACAAACGGUUAUAAUUUCUCCAUACCGGUAUUUCUCACAAAUAAUACCACACUUCAACCAACAACCGACCAUGCUAUUNGACGUUAUACCCAAAUUUGCCCACAAUUUAUCGAUCAACUAUCAAAAUAA
Messenger RNA from Haemonchus placei, 4767 nucleotides. The record is from the annotation of a GenBank genome assembly. Lineage: Eukaryota; Metazoa; Nematoda; Chromadorea; Rhabditida; Trichostrongylidae.